AUGGGAUAUCAGCAACCGGCUGGAUUCGAUCGAUCUCGUGGUUAUGUGAUCGGUAAAAAGGAUGUCACUUUGGAGCAUUUGGAAGAGGCGUACACUUCAGAGAAUUGGUUGGUGCGUAUAUUCAAAGUAAAGAAACCAGCGAAUCGCCCCACGAUAAAGUACCAACAAAGACACAUUAAAUCGUGGAGACCUUUGAAAGUUUCGAAAAAGGGUAAAUCGAAACGUGGUAUCAUUAAAGGAAGACCAUUGGUGAUCAAGGGUAAGCGGUCGUCAUCGCCUUCGUCGAGCAGCUCAUCUGCAUCUCAUUAA
This is a messenger RNA of Anisakis simplex (herring worm), 309 nucleotides long. The record is from the annotation of a GenBank genome assembly. Lineage: Eukaryota; Metazoa; Nematoda; Chromadorea; Rhabditida; Anisakidae.